CUAAGCGGUGUUCCCUCCAAGUAUUUCUAACAAACUUCUAGUCCCAUUCUCUCUCCAAUUUCCCCAAAUUCACAAAACCCUAAAUCGAAGAAUCUCAGUCAUACAGUGAUGGAGGACCUCGUCACGGAGGCCAGUCCUGGCAAGGCCGCCACGCCGCCUCCACCGCGCCGCAGCGUCCGGCGGAGGCUGGUCCAGUCUACUCUGUUUCCUCACAAGCCACCUGAGCACAAUGCGAAGGACAACGACGAUAAAGGCAACGAAAAUGACGACGAGUACUUUCCCUCUAGCAAGAAAAAGAAGAGGAAGCCGAAUCCGAAGCCGAAGCCGAAGCUCACUCCUCCUGAAAAACCCUCCAAGAAUAGCACGCCGAAGAAGAAUGCAUCAGCUAAUGGGAACAAGAGGUCAACUUCGAAGCAAGUGUUUACUGAUUCUGACGAGGUUGCUACACAUGUUCCUGAUUUACGGUUAGAGGCAAAAAUCUCAGCUGAGGAAAAUGCGAGACUGUUUGCAGGACGGCAAAUACAUCCGUUUUUUUCCUCAUGGAAGGCCCUGAAAAAAUCUCAGGAGCAGGCUGAAAUAGGAAAUAAAUUUUGUGCACAUAAGAAGGAUAAUGAAGCAAUUACAUGUGGUCCUAUCCAUGUAUUUGAAAAUGUCCAGGAGGAUACCUUAUGCCUUGACUGGAGAAACUGGACCUUUUUGGGAAAGGAUACCUAUGUGAAUUAUGCUCCUGAAAGUUAUGAUGAUAAGACUCUUAGUGCUUUGGAUACUUCAGGUGUUUCAAUUUCUCAUAAUGCAUUGACUUUGUCAGAUAGACUCUCUAUCCAGCCAGAAAACGUUCAGGCAACAUCACUGUCAGAAAACUUAGCCGUGCCAGCAAAUGAACAAACAAUUUUUCCUCAAAUGCUAAAAGAUGCUGAAGUGGACUUGAAAGUGGAUGAAUCUGUUACUUUUUCUGGGCAAGCUCGCAUUUUCAGAAAGUCAUAUGCUGAUCCACUCAGUAGAUUUCUGCAAGAAAGUAUGAAGUCUUACUACCACAACUGUAAAGAUAAGGCUGACAACAGCUUAUGGACAUACAAGUACAAGCCAACAAAGGCCACUGAGGUUUGUGGUAAUGAUGAGUCGGUCAAUAUUUUGCGUGACUGGUUACAACAAUGGCAUGAAAGACGUUACCAGGGGAGGAAGAAUUCCUCUAACAGGGAUAAAUGGGACAUGCAAGAUGGUGAUGAUGAUGAUGGUGAUUAUAACUGUUCUCUCAGUGAUUAUGAUUCAGAAGAUCUAACUGAGGAGGAUUCCCUGCACAAUGUUCUUUUAAUUACAGGGCCAAUAGGGAGUGGCAAGUCUGCUGCUGUCUAUGCUUGUGCUCAAGAGAAAGGGUUUGAGAUUUUUGAGCUCAAUGCAUCGCAUUGUCGAAAUGGGCCUGCUGUCAAACAGUAUUUUGGAGAUACUCUUGGUUCGCUUGGUUUCAAAAGGUUACCAGAAGACAUUGAAAGUUCACAAAAGAAAACAAUGAAAUUAUCCCCUGCUAUGGCUUUGCCCAAGGAUAAAACAGCUGAUGAGAUGGAUGAUGGGAUGGUUGAACCAAUAACCAUAUCUGAUGAUGAAGCUUGUGGCCCUGCUGGAACAUCACAGAAGUUACCUUGCAAAAAUAGUGUACUUACAUGUCAUAAAGUCCAAACUUUAAUUCUAGUUGAGGAGGUAGACAUCCUUUUUCCUGAAGAUCGCGGAUGCAUUGCUGCCAUACAACAGAUUGCUGAGACAGCAAGGGGGCCAAUAAUAUUGAUCAGCAAUAGUGAUGAUCCCCGCCUGCCAGAUAAUUUUGAUAGGCUCAAUCUUUCUUUCUCUUUGCCAUCUCCUAAGGAGUUGUUUUGCCAUUUGUACAAGGUUUGUGUCUCUGAAGGAGUCAACAUCCAUCCUCUUUUACUGGAGAAGUUUAUACAGUCUUGUAAUGGAGAUAUCAGGAAAACCAUUAUGAACCUCCAGUUCUGGUUUCAGAGUAUGCAAUUUGGAAAAGAUGGAAAAGCACAAAUAGGUUAUGGCUCACUUCCAUUUGAUCUUGAGCUUGGCCAUCAAAUCUUACCAAAACUAAUUCCCUGGGAUUUCCCCUCAGAAUUAUCUGAAUUAGUUGAAAAAGAACUUGCAAACUCAAUAUCUAUAACAGAAGAAAACUCUAGGUUGCAAGGUAUGCAAAAUGAUUUAGAUGCGCAUGAUAUGGAUACUGAUUAUAGAGAGGCCAAGAAGUUGGAGAUGAUAAAGCGGAAUGAGACUACAGCUGACUAUACUGAGCUUGAAAUUCAAUAUAAUAUUUCUGAGUUUUCUGAUUCUUUUGGAUCCCCACAAGCUUUGCCAACACAAAAUGAUGGUCGACGGAAACUUAUAGUGAUGUCCUCUGAUUCUGAGGAUGAGGAUCCAAAUAAUGUACAUCUGCAAUGCACUCAUGAUGAAGCUGACAAGAGCCAAUCCCUCAAUGAUAAUAAUGAAUCUCCCUCUAAGUUUCAAUUGAAUGAACAUCACUCUGGCACGUCAUUUCGCAAAUUGGUUUGUUCCGAAUUGGAGGAUCAAGAGGAGGAAUUUUUUAGAUUUUCAGAAACAGCUAACACAUGUGAAUCAUUGGAUAUAUCCUGUGUGCCAGAGUCAACCUAUGUUCCUGAAACUGCAAUAGAGAAUGAAAUAGAGACAAUGUCUGGGGCAGUGUCUUCUGGGCAUCCUGCUGUUCCUCCAGAAAUUUCAGUGAAUAAUGAGUUGAAACCAUUGGGUGUUCGUAGGCGGUUAGUAAAAUUUCCAGAAAAUCCAUGUUUGUUGGUUAAUAAUGGAUUUCCAGAAUCCCCUUCAAAAGAGGCUGUGCAAGAUUUGUACAAUGAAAAUCCCAAAACUGCAAUUGUCCAUGUGAUGGACGAGUGUAGUCGUGUGGAUUUCCAGCUUAAGUCAAAGUUUGUUGAGUCCACUCCGAUGAUAGAGACAGAUACAGUACAAAAAUGGUGGAGAAAUCUCCGUGAGUGUCAAACAGAUUUAGGACGGCAUGCCACGUCGGAGCAGCUAGGCACAUUUGAAGUGGUUAAACUGGUUAGCGAGCUAAGCAAUCUAAUUUCAGAAGCUGAUUUGUUUUUUGAUCACCGUGGACAAUGUGAUGUUAUGGAACCUGCAAUGUCCUUGUCUGGGGAAGCCACAGCUAGUUGGUAUGAUGAGGAAAUAAUGAUGUCCACUGUUGCUGUUUCUGGGUUUUGCUUUUAUGUUAAUCGUAUAGCAGAUGAAGGAUCAAAGUUAGGUUUUGAGAACAAGGUUGAUUUAACUUCUGAGAUGUUGGCUUCCACAACUAAUAUUAUGACAUUGGGGAAAUUAUCCAGAGCAGAUCUCACAAAAAGCACUGAUAUCUAUACUGGAAAGGAAUCAGAGUUGGACAACCCAGUUUAUGAUGUGCAUAAGAGUGAAAACAAUACAUCUCUGUUCAACAUCAUCCAGUCUAUUGUUCCUGCAAGAAUAUCCUUGGUACUGAAAGGUGUUGCUUUCAAUGAAUAUCUAUCUUCAAUGCGCCAAAUUUCAAGAUCAGAAGAUUUCCGAGUUUCACAAGGUGUUAAGAGACGAGGAAGGGUGCGGGGCAGUCAACAUUACUUGAGUAAAUGUACAAUGUUAUCUCCUGAAGAUAUAUCAUUAGUGAGUGAACGUGAUUUCUGCAAAAAGAUUUCUUCACAAUGUACAGCUAACGAGGAAAACAAGCAUACAUGAUUAAACUUUAUUGAUAGCUUUUGUUCAUUCUAUGAUAUAUUUGCUACAGAGAAGCAACUAGAAGUUGCUGAAUGAUUGACACAGGACGAGGUCCGCGAAACUUGUUUUUGCCCCUGAUGAUUAUUAUGGUCAAUUUAUGGGGCAGAGAUUGUAAAUUGAACUAGUGGUAGCACAUAGUUGCAGUAGCAGAGGUGGAAAUUCUGAAAAUAACCUAUACUUGCUCCUUUUUUGUAAAGCUUAGGUGAUUCUUUC
This is a messenger RNA of Arachis duranensis, 3972 nucleotides long. RefSeq lists its product as uncharacterized. Gene Ontology annotation, molecular function: chromatin binding. Gene Ontology annotation, biological process: mitotic DNA replication checkpoint signaling; DNA repair; DNA damage checkpoint signaling. The transcript is spliced from 16 exons. NCBI's taxonomy places the organism in Eukaryota, Viridiplantae, Streptophyta, Magnoliopsida, Fabales, Fabaceae. Bases 109 to 3720 code for a protein of 1203 amino acids. The record is from RefSeq and is a predicted model, not a curated record.